Molecule: messenger RNA, 5341 nt
Organism: Xenopus laevis (African clawed frog)
Lineage: Eukaryota; Metazoa; Chordata; Amphibia; Anura; Pipidae
Gene: stat3.2.S
Product: signal transducer and activator of transcription 3.2-like
Exons: 44
Coding region: 64-4551 (1495 amino acids)
Source: RefSeq, a predicted model, not a curated record
CAUUGUAGGCGGCAGCAGCAGCAGCUGCGUCAGAGGGAGUGUAAAGUGAUCUGGGGGCAGACGAUGGCGCAGUGGAACCAAUUUCAGCAGCUGGACACCAGAUACUUGGAGCAGUUACACCAGCUCUACAGUGACAGCUUUCCAAUGGAGCUUCGCCAGUUCCUUGCCCCGUGGAUAGAGAGCCAAGACUGGGCAUUUGCGGCCAGUAAGGAGUCUCAUGCCACGUUGGUGUUUCACAAUCUCCUGGGGGAGAUAGAGCAGCAAUACAGACGAUUUCUGCAGGAAUCCAAUGUACUUUAUCAACACAACCUGCGACGGAUUAAACAGUUCUUGCAGAGCCGAUAUUUGGAGAAACCCAUGGAGAUUGCUCGGAUUGUGGCCAGGUGUCUGUGGGAAGAAGGGCGACUUCUCCAAACGGCUGCUGCUGCCGCACAGGUGAUGGAGGGAGGCAAGAUGGGCCGACCUGAACACCCCACCGCAGCCGUGGUCACUGAAAAGCAACAGAUGUUGGAGCAACAUUUACAGGACGUGCGCAAAAAGGUUCAGGACCUUGAGCAGAAGAUGAAACUUGUUGAGAACCUUCAGGAUGACUUUGAUUUCAAGUACAAAACUUUAAAAAGUCAAAGUGACCUUUCUGAGAUGAAUGGCAACCAACAGUUGGUCACAAGGCAGAAGAUGCAACAGCUGGAGCAGAUGCUGGCGGCAUUGGAUCAGUUGAGAAGAACUAUUAUUAGUGAUCUGGCCAGUCUCCUGUCAGCCAUGGAGUAUGUGCAGAAGACACUGACUGAUGAAGAACUUGCUGACUGGAAGAGAUGGCAGCAAAUUGCCUGCAUUGGUGGACCCCCAAAUAUUUGCCUUGAUCGACUUGAAAACUGGAUAACUUCCCUGGCUGAGUCCCAGCUGCAGAUCCGUCAACAGAUCAGAAAACUAGAGGAGCUACAGCAGAAAGUUUCCUAUAAGGGAGACCCCAUUGUUCAACACCGACCCAUGCUGGAGGAGAGAAUUGUGGAAUUAUUUAGAAAUCUCAUGAAAAGUGCCUUUGUAGUGGAGAGGCAGCCGUGCAUGCCCAUGCAUCCUGACUGGCCACUGGUUAUUAAGACCGGAGUACAAUUCACUACCAAAGUUAGGCUGCUGGUGAAGUUCCCAGAGCUCAAUUACCAACUGAAAAUCAAAGUUUGCAUUGAUAAGGACUCCGGUGAUGUAGCUGCACUAAGAGGUUCCCGCAAGUUCAAUAUCCUUGGUACAAGCACCAAAGUUAUGAACAUGGAGGAAUCAAAUAAUGGGAGCCUGUCUGCUGAGUUCAAACACUUGACUCUGAGGGAGCAGCGAUGUGGCAAUGGGGGAAGAGCAAACUGUGAUGCCUCCCUUAUGGUGACAGAAGAACUUCAUCUAAUCACAUUUGAGACAGAAGUUUAUCAUCAGGGGCUGAAGAUAGACCUGGAGACUCAUUCCCUGCCUGUUGUGGUGAUUUCCAACAUCUGUCAGAUGCCCAAUGCUUGGGCCUCUAUCCUGUGGUACAACAUGCUGACCAACAACCCAAAGAAUGUCAACUUUUUUACCAAGCCCCCCAUUGGCACUUGGGAUCAGGUGGCAGAGGUGCUAAGCUGGCAGUUCUCCUCCACCACAAAACGUGGCCUAAGUAUUGAGCAGCUAACCACACUGGCAGAGAAACUGUUGGGUCUGUAUUCUGUACACUUCCAGUACAAUAGAAGAAGCCAUGUUGUUACUGCUGCUUUGUGUUUCUCAAUACUCUUAUUUUCUCUUACAGGCCCAGGAGUCAACCAUUCUGGAUGCCAAAUCACCUGGGCCAAGUUCUGUAAAGAAAACAUGGCAGGCAAAGGGUUUUCCUUCUGGGUUUGGCUGGACAAUAUCAUUGACCUUGUGAAGAAAUAUAUUCUGGCACUUUGGAAUGAAGGGCACUGCUCCGUAUCUAAAGACCAAGUUUAUCUGUGUUACCCCGUAAGUACUUAUUCGUUUAUAUCUCUGUGGAUAAAUGUCUUUGUGGUACAUUGCAUACAGGGCAUGACAACAUGUAGUAGCACAUUAGAUUUGCCAAUGUCUCCUCGGACUUUAGAUUCUCUGAUGCAGUUUCCAGGGGAAGGGGCAGAAUCCAGUGCUGGAAACCAGUUUGGUAAGAUUUUAUGUGGCACAUGGUCGCUGCUCUCGCGAGAUCCCGGUAUCUUCCUUACCAGCUUCUACAACACGUCAGUAACCUCGCUUCUGAGCACUGAUCCAAGACAGGGGAGACUUAGUGAUCGGGGGCAGACGAUGGCGCAGUGGAACCAAUUGCAGCAGCUGGACACCAGAUACUUGGAGCAGUUACACCAGCUCUACAGUGACAGCUUUCCAAUGGAGCUUCGCCAGUUCCUUGCCCCGUGGAUUGAGAGCCAAGACUGGGCAUUUGCAGCCAGUAAGGAGUCUCAUGCCACGUUGGUGUUUCACAAUCUCCUGGGGGAGAUAGAGCAGCAAUACAGACGAUUUCUGCAGGAAUCCAAUGUACUUUAUCAACACAACCUGCGACGGAUUAAACUGUUCCUGCAGAGCCGAUAUUUGGAGAAACCCAUGGAAAUUGGUCGUAUUGUGGCCAGGUGUCUGUGGGAAGAAGGGCGACUUCUCCAAAGGGCUGCGGCUCAGCAAGAUGGGCCGGCAUCACACCCCACCGCAGCCGUGGUCACUGAAAAGCAACAGAUGUUGGAGCAACAUUUACAGGACGUGCGCAAAAAGGUUCAGGACCUUGAGCAGAAGAUGAAACUUGUUGAGAACCUUCAGGAUGACUUUGAUUUCAAGUACAAAACUUUGAAAAGCCAAAAUGACCUUUCUGAGAUGAAUGGCAACCAACAGUUGGUCACAAGGCAGAAGAUGCAACAGCUGGAGCAGAUGCUGGCGGCAUUGGAUCAGUCGAGAAGAACUAUUAUUAGUGAUCUCGCCAGUCUCCUGUCAGCCAUGGAGUAUGUGCAGAAAAAUCUGACAGACGAGGAGCUUGCUGACUGGAAGAGUUGGCAGCAAAUUGCCUGCAUUGGUGGACCCCCAAAUAUUUGCCUUGAUCGUCUCGAAAACUGGAUAACUUCCCUGGCUGAGUCCCAGCUACAGACACGGCAACAGAUCAGAAAACUAGAGGAGCUACAGCAGAAAGUUUCCUAUAAGGGGGACCCCAUUGUUCAGCACCGACCCAUGCUGGAGGAGAGAAUUGUGGAAUUAUUCCGAAAUCUCAUGAAAAGUGCCUUUGUGGUGGAGAGGCAGCCGUGUAUGCCCAUGCAUCCUGACCGACCCCUCGUUAUCAAGACAGGAGUACAGUUUACUAACAAAGUCAGGCUGCUGGUGAAGUUCCCGGAGCUGAAUUACCAACUGAAAAUUAAAGUUUGCAUUGACAAGGAUUCGGGUGAAGGUGCUGCGCUAAGAGGUUCUCGCAAGUUCAAUAUCCUUGGUACAAGCACCAAAGUUAUGAACAUGGAGGAAUCAAAUAAUGGGAGUCUGUCUGCUGAGUUCAAACACUUGACUCUGAAAGAGCAACGAUGUGGCAAUGGGGGAAGAGCAAACUGUGAUGCCUCCCUUAUAGUGACAGAAGAACUUCAUCUAAUCACAUUUGAGACAGAAGUUUCUCAUCAGGGGCUGAAGAUAGACCUGGAGACUCAUUCCCUGCCUGUUGUGGUGAUUUCCAACAUCUGUCAGAUGCCCAAUGCUUGGGCCUCUAUCCUGUGGUACAACAUGCUGACCAACAACCCAAAGAAUGUCAACUUUUUUACCAAGCCCCCCAUUGGCACUUGGGAUCAGGUGGCAGAGGUGCUAAGCUGGCAGUUUUCCUCCACCACAAAACGUGGCCUAAGUAUUGAGCAGCUAACCACACUGGCAGAGAAACUGUUGGGCCCAGGAGUCAACCAUUCUGGAUGCCAAAUCACCUGGGCCAAGUUCUGUAAAGAGAAUAUGGCAUGCAAAGGGUUUUCCUUCUGGGUUUGGCUGGACAACAUCAUUGACCUUGUGAAGAAAUGUGUCCUGGCCCUUUGGAAUGAAGGGUAUAUUAUGGGCUUCAUCAGCAAAGAGCGUGAGCGAGCUCUUCUGAGUCCCAAACCCCCAGGAACGUUCCUGCUCAGGUUCAGUGAAAGUAGCAAGGAGGGAGGCAUCACCUUCACCUGGGUAGAGAAGGACAUCAGUGGUAAGACUCAGAUCCAAUCAGUGGAACCCUACACCAAGCAACAACUAAACAACAUGUCAUUUGCUGAAAUUAUUAUGGGAUAUAAAAUCAUGGACGCUACCAAUAUCCUGGUGUCCCCUUUGGUUUACCUGUAUCCUGAUAUUCCUAAAGAGGAAGCCUUUGGGAAGUACUGCCGGCCAGAGAGCCAGGAGCACCAGGAGCCCACAGACCCAGGUAGCACUGCUGGGUAUCUGAGGAAAAUGUUCAUCUGUGUUAGCCCCACAACUGAUUUUGCAAUGUCUCCUGGGACUUUUGAUUCUGUGAUGCAGUUUCUAGGGGAAGGGGCAGAAUCCAGCAAUGGAAACCAGUUUGAGACCCUGACGUUUGAUAUGGAGCUACCAUCUGCAGCUUCUCCCAUGUGACCUGCCACUUCUCUUCAUUUCUCAAAUGUUUCUCCUAUGCCAACAAGUUCUACCCUUCUUGUAUAACAGGGAGGCUCUACUUAGCAUAUUGUCCUUUUCCAGCCUCCACUUGGACUUGCUGCCAAUGGCCAACCAUUGUAUCCAUUUCUAUGCUAUCUCAGCUAAACGGAUUGCAAUGCAUUGUACCACAAAUCCACAGAAAUGGAUAUACAUUUAGUAUAUAUACAGUGUGCAAACAUUUUCAGACCAAUUCUAAACCAGCAGCACAAACUCCUACACCGGAAAGGUAUCUGCAAUAUGUUUUGUAUCCCAUAGAGAGACACAGCAUCUCUGUCGGAUGAAUAACAGGGCUUUGAGCCACUGUCUGACAUUCACCUUUGUGCACGUGAGCCAUUGCAAUGUUACCUUUGCCUUGUUUUGGAUCAUUGUCCUGCUGAAAGAUGCAUUGCAUUGAUGCUUACUGUUUUCUAAACAGACUAGAACUGGUUAUUUUGCAUUAUUCUCCUCUAUUUUUCACCACCCUUAUUUCCUUCUAUUCUGACCAAAUGGAAUGCCUUUAAUGGCCCAUUGUGCAAGGGGAGAUGAAGGUGAGAUAUUUAGUAAUUCCUUUUGCAAUUAAAAGAUACUUUUUUAAACACUACCCCACAAGCCCUCAUUCAGUGAAGGCUAUGGUCAAUAUGUGCUUGUCCUCUCAACAAAGGUAUAUGUACAUUCAUCUUUUACUGUAUCUAUGUUUCUUAAGUGGUGCCCUUGCUAUUAACAAAUACAAACUUUUUAUUGUCACAUUAAA